Lactuca sativa (garden lettuce) is the source of this 1215-nucleotide messenger RNA. RefSeq lists its product as uncharacterized. Lineage: Eukaryota; Viridiplantae; Streptophyta; Magnoliopsida; Asterales; Asteraceae. The record is from RefSeq and is a predicted model, not a curated record.
ACAAACCCUCGUGUGCUUUCUUUAUAAACCGCCUUUCCCCGUCACUCUCUCAUACUCACUACAAACAAUUCCAUCGCAAUUAAAUUUUUUUUUUGUAUGAUUCAUAAUUCAGAUUCUUUGAUCACACUCAAUUACUGAUCAGAGGAUUUGUCUUCAUGAGAGCUGAGCUUUUGGAAUCUAGAUUCAGUUGAAGGGUUUUUCCCCUCCAACGAACCUGAAUCUAUGAAUCGGAAAUCUCAAGUUCUUAAUUAGACCGAGUCGUAAAACAUAGAUUAAUUUUUAGGUUUGAGUUUGAUAAAUUAGAACUUAAUGGAUCAUCAUUAUCCUCUCGAAGAAGUUCGCGUUGAUCUAGAGAGUGUUAACCUUGUAAUUAACCCCAACGAAGACAAAGGACUCACUCCUGUUUCAGAAUCCGUCUUCACCAAAUUAGGCGUCGAUCCAUUAACAGUCAAUGUCGGUUCUCCGGAGAACAGUUUUGUCGUAUUGAUGGACGGGAAACUGGCCGGAGGGAAGGCCGCCGGCGAUUUUACAGGAAAAGAGAAACGAAAAAAAAGUCCAAGUGCAAAAAAACCACCAAAACCUCCACGACAACAUAGCAGUUUCUCCCUUGAUUCUGCAGAUCAGAAGCUAAUUAAGGAGCUUACUGAACUCGCCAUGAUCAAACGAGCAAGAAUUGAGCGGAUGAAAGCACUCAUGCAAAAGAAAGCUUCAAAAGCUUCAUCAUCAUCAAAUCCCAGUUUAUUCGCCAUGCUUUUCACCAUUAUCUUCUUCCUUGUGCUCCUUUUCCAAGGAAUGUCAUGCCAAAAUUCUCAUGGAACAUUGAAAGGUUCUCCUCAAAUGUCUCAGAGCUUGAUAUCUAUUAAACUGCAGUUAAAUCCAUCGGCAUAUGCUCAUGAUUCCAUCUAAUUCCAUAUGAAAUUUUGAAACAUUUUAAAAACGUUCGAGUUCAGAAGGAAAACUGAAGGAAAACCGAUGCUUGCAAAAUAUAUAUAUUGUGGCACUUGUAUAUUAAGUGAGAAUUUAAAGUUUUCUUUGUUUAGGCAUCCACGAAUACUAUUAAGGUUGCAAUUUCUGCAAUCUAUAUGAUAGAAUACAAUAUUUUUAGGUUUUAUACUCUAUGUCAUGAUGAUAUUAUACAACUAUUGUAUUCCUGGAAAUUAUUAAACUUUGUAAUACAUUUUGUUAAACUCAAUAUCAAUCAUGGUUUGGUUUUUA